Messenger RNA from Felis catus (domestic cat), 1427 nucleotides. RefSeq names its product chromosome B4 C12orf42 homolog (gene CB4H12orf42). Gene Ontology annotation, biological process: translation. The record is from RefSeq and is a predicted model, not a curated record. Gene Ontology annotation, cellular component: ribosome. Lineage: Eukaryota; Metazoa; Chordata; Mammalia; Carnivora; Felidae. Gene Ontology annotation, molecular function: structural constituent of ribosome.
AUGUGUGGCAGGACCGGCUUCCAGGGACAGUGUACGCAGGUGCACAUGCAGUUCAUGGACGACAGGAGACACUCCAUCAUCUGCAACAUGAAAGGCCCCAUGUGUGAGGGAUACGUGCUCACCCUUUUGGAGCCAGAACAUGCCGAGAGAACUAUUGUCAAAUGCUGCCAGGACACCCACUUCUGGUCACUCACGUGCCCAAAGGACCCUGCCUCAAGACGGUUUCAGCAUCACGUUGUGACCUUCAACCUUGGCGUGGCAAGACUCGGCUUUCCUGCUGUCCAGAAUGCUGGCUAUUCUCUUGGCUGUAGUCGCUACCUUCUGGAUGGAGAAGUUGUCGACAGCAGUGUGGUGUUUCCAGGAAAGGUUCAGACUCCAGGGGCAUGUAGAAGACUACUUUGUGCUCAACAGUACAGUAUACCCAGGUCUCCUGCUCCUGCUGUAAGUACAGCUUUUUCUGAAGAGGAAAGCCAUGGAGAGGCCAGUUUCUCCCAAACACCAUCCAGUGAAUGGGACGAGACCCGACUGAUCUUUGCUGUCAGACAAGAAAUGAAAAAGAGAGCCAGAGGAGCACCCAAUGCGGCCUGGAGUUGUCCACUUUUGGAAAAGUCCAUGACAAAAAAGCCUAUUAGACCCAGUCACAGUCAUGCCUGUGCAUCUAGAGGCUGCAGGAACCACAGGAAUAGACACGUGAGGAUUCAGAAUCAGCUUCCUUCGAUUCCAGGGGCGAUUAUGCCCCACUUGGGACUGAAUGGUGGUGGUGAUGGUGGUGGUGGCAUUUAUGGGGCUGUUGUUCAGAUAGGAGGUUCCCCUGCGAGGCCUCCCAGCGCCACAGGCCUCUGCAGGAGAAGCCAGGCCCCGUCGGCCUCUUCGGGGGUCUCCCAGAGUCCCCCAGAGCCCAAGCUGGAGGACAGGGUGGCAGACGCAGUCGUCGCUCUGGCUGACCCACCUCUCCAAAGCCGGCCCUGGGGCGCGUCCGGAAGUCCGGGGUGGGGGGGCGCGGUUGCCAUGGCACCGGAGAUGCUCCCCAAGCAUCCUCAUGGGGGGGGGGGGGGGGGGGAGAAAAGGGGACCCAAGGCAGACGCCUCCCUCCACGGCAAUCUGGCAGGGGCGCCCGUUCCUCGGCCCGCCGGUGCUCCCACCCACCUUCCCUCCAAGAGGUUAAUCAAGGUUUGCUCUUCUCCUCCCACCCCCCCCCCCCGCCCACCCCAGCGUUUCCAUACGGCUUGUUCACAGGCCCCUCCUAGGCCGAGGGUGAAUGCUCCCUUACACUGACCGCUGCGAGGGAAUUGUCCGCGAGUGCUGCCCAUUUUCGAAUCAAUGCCUGCCCAGAACAACAGAAAGGGCCUCAGAUGUACUGGUUUCCACAGAACCAUUGUUCGGCUUUUGUGGAGCAGUUUUGAACCUAAUAAAUAAUGUCAAAAGUC